ACAGAGAUCAACACAAGCGCCCCAAGAAAGCCAUCGAUCGAGCUCCAUUCGGCAUGGUUUCCUCCAAGAACACCGCGCUUCUUUUCCUGGCCGUGCUGCUGCUCUCGUGCGCCGCAAUGGCCAGCGCGGCACGGGGCCUGGAGGAGACGGCGCCUGAGGACGACUACCCGGCCGAGGCGCCCGAGGUGGCGCCGGAGCACGAGCUGCUGCCGCCGUUCCCGGGGUUGCCGUCGUUCCCGAAGGUCGAGCUGCCCCCCAUGCCCGAGAUGCCUACGAUUCCCGGGUUCAGCUUUCCCGAGCUCGAGCCGGAGGCCGAUGAGCCGUGAUCGACGACGAGGGCCGUCACAUGAUGAUACUCAGAAUCGAUCGUUUUCACAGAGUGUGUGCCGUCCUUGUAUACGUUGUACCGUUGUGGUGUGCUGUGGUGUUCGUGUGACCUUAUUGGAUUGUGAUACAGUGUACCGUUGUGUGUUGUGCACUUUUGGAUUUGCGCCCAUUGAAAUA
Messenger RNA from Triticum aestivum (bread wheat), 504 nucleotides. Its product is annotated as protein PELPK2. The coding region runs from base 54 to 326 and encodes 90 amino acids. The record is from RefSeq and is a predicted model, not a curated record. Lineage: Eukaryota; Viridiplantae; Streptophyta; Magnoliopsida; Poales; Poaceae. The transcript has a single exon.